AUGCUGUCCCGAGCCCUCACAGCGAAGCCUAGGAAGAUCAGUACGAUCUUCAAAUAUGGGUCAAAGUCAACAUUCGGAUGGAGCAAAUCGGUCUCGGUGAGCGAAUACGACGACUUCAGCACGGCCGUUGGAUUCAUGGAAGAUCAACCGUUGGUCCACUGCGGCCCAAAUCAUCACGGCAAGAUCAUCAUGAAACAGUACUCGUCAUCAUCAUGUGGGGAUCACGACACGGGGUGGACCCACGGCCAGCUGAUGCUGAACGAGGUUUUGAGGGCUUCGGUUGCGGUGUUGGGGGACCAGAGCCGGCUGGGGAUGAGUGAGAAAGUGGUGCUUUCGGGAGGGAAGAUUUGUGUGUUGAAAAGGUUUAGGAAACUGAGUGUUGGGAAGAGUGAGUUUGGGAAGAGAUUAGAGAGGUUUUUUCAGGUGAGUGUUAAGUCAAAGAAUAAUCUUGUGCCUGUCAUGGCUUAUCUCUAUGCUAAGAGGAUCAAGUUUGUUCUAUGUGAUUAUUAUCCUAUGGGCAGCCUCGCAGACUUGCUUGCUG
Messenger RNA from Morus notabilis, 541 nucleotides. RefSeq names its product probable inactive receptor kinase At5g58300. The transcript has a single exon. The record is from RefSeq and is a predicted model, not a curated record. NCBI's taxonomy places the organism in Eukaryota, Viridiplantae, Streptophyta, Magnoliopsida, Rosales, Moraceae. The annotation marks the transcript as partial.